Cyphellophora europaea CBS 101466 is the source of this 1782-nucleotide messenger RNA. RefSeq lists its product as uncharacterized. The coding region runs from base 1 to 1782 and encodes 593 amino acids. NCBI's taxonomy places the organism in Eukaryota, Fungi, Ascomycota, Eurotiomycetes, Chaetothyriales, Cyphellophoraceae. Gene Ontology annotation, molecular function: dipeptidyl-peptidase activity. The transcript is spliced from 3 exons. The record is from RefSeq and is a predicted model, not a curated record.
AUGCCGCACGAGUUCAAGGACCUCCACACCGUGGCCGAAACAUCUUUCCCAUAUAUUUUUGAACAAAAUGUAACAGUAAGACUCAAAAUUGAGGGAGGUCUUGUCCGUUGCAAUGUGUACCGACCCAAGAACUCGGGUCGCGUUCCGGUUCUGGUUACCUAUGGGCCCUACGGCAAGGAUAUCCACUACAAAGACUUCCAUCCGAAGUCCUUCUCGGAGGUAAAUCCACAACAAAAGUCCGACCAUUCGGCCUGGGAACUACCGGACCCGGGCUUCUGGACGCAGCAUGGAUAUGCCCUUGUUCGUGCUGAUGAGAGGGGCCUGGGACAGUCCCCCGGAGUUCUGGACACUAUGUCCAGGGGCACCAGCGAAGCAUUCUGUGACGUGGUUGAGUGGGCCGCCGAGCAAACAUGGUCGUCGGGUAAGGUCGGACUGCUUGGUAUAAGCUACUACGCAGGCAGCCAAUGGCGCGUAGCAGCACGCAAGCCCAAGGGCCUUUCUGCAAUGAUACCUUGGGAAGGUAUGUCCGAUUAUUAUCGGGAUAGAUGUCGACACGGCGGUAUUCUCUCCAACAGAUUUAUCCGUUUCUGGUGGAAUAGGCAGGUUAUCACUAACCAGUACGGCCGGCCUGGAAGGAGCGCUAGUAACUGGGGACCUGACACGCUCGAGGGAAACCUAUCUGAAGAGGAGCUGACAAACAACCGAAACGACCAGACUGUCGACAACCGCAUAAACAAGUUUCGAGACAACGUCUAUUAUGCAUCGAAAGAGUAUGACAUGGGGGAUAUUGAAGUCCCGCUCCUUUCGGUCGGGAACUGGGGAGGGAUUUUGCUUCAUCUAAGAGGGAAUAUUCAGGGAUACUUGCAUGCUGCCUCUCAAUUCAAAUAUCUCCGCAUGAUCACUGGGAGACACGAUCUGCCGUUCUAUUACGACGAAGAAGUUCAGGUUCAGCUUAGCUUCCUGGAUGCUUUCCUCAAGGGCGAUGAUCGAGUGGGCUGGACACAAGAGGGCAAGGUCGCGCCAGUCAGCCUUGUUCUGCGGAAAGGAGAUGUUGGCUUCAACAACGCUGAAGCAGAGAAAGCAUAUCAACGACGCGAAGAGAAUGAAUGGCCGCUUGCAAGGACGCAAUACGCCAAAUUCUUUCUCACACCCACCUUGGGUUUAACCCAGAACGAGACACUGGCCAGUGAGCGGAAGAAGCUGUCUUACCGGGCCUUGGGCACAAUUGAAGACCCUCAGUAUCUGUCAUUCAGUACUGGGCCCUUCGAUGUGGAGACCGAGAUCACCGGACACGUUACGGCUCAUCUCAAUGUGUCAGUAAGUCCUGACCCGGCCGGACCCACACCAAAGGAUAUGGACCUGUUUGUGACAUUGCGUCACAUUGGCCCUCACGGCAAGGAAAUUUUCUACACGGGGACCGCAGGUGAUCCAGUGCCUCUCACCAAGGGGUGGCUUAGGGUGUCUUUGCGAAAGGUUAAUCGAGGCCACCCGAAGCAUCAACCAUGGCUGCCACAUCGCGACUAUACGAGUCGAGACACCCUGCCUGUCAUCCAGGGUGAGAUCUAUACGGUCGACAUUGAGAUUUGGCCAACCAAUGUCGUCGUGGAGAAGGGCGGGAAAAUCGUGUUCGAGGUGUCCUCGGGUGAUACACAGGGGUCGGGAAUCUUCCUACACGACGACCCGGAAGACAGGCCACCAGAGAUAUUCCAGGGUAUGAACCAUAUCCACUUUGGAUCACAGUUCCGGAACUAUCUGACACUCCCGGUGAUUCCUCCCCGAUAA